Molecule: messenger RNA, 1213 nt
Organism: Talpa occidentalis (Iberian mole)
Lineage: Eukaryota; Metazoa; Chordata; Mammalia; Eulipotyphla; Talpidae
Gene: RPL10L
Product: ribosomal protein L10 like
Exons: 1
Coding region: 75-719 (214 amino acids)
Biological process (GO): translation; ribosomal large subunit assembly
Cellular component (GO): cytosolic large ribosomal subunit; ribosome
Molecular function (GO): structural constituent of ribosome
Source: RefSeq, a predicted model, not a curated record
UAUAAAAAGCACAUGCGCGUAGGCGAGGGCACGCCAUUUUCUCUUCAACGCCAGGACGAGGUUCCUGUGUCACCAUGGGCCGCCGUCCAGCCCGCUGUUACCGGUAUUGUAAGAACAAGCCGUAUCCCAAGUCUCGCUUCUGCAGAGGUGUCCCUGAUGCCAAGAUCCGCAUCUUUGACCUGGGCCGGAAGAAGGCAAAAGUGGAUGAAUUCCCCCUGUGUGGCCACAUGGUGUCCGAUGAAUACGAGCAGCUCUCCUCUGAAGCACUGGAGGCCGCCAGAAUUUGUGCCAACAAGUACAUGGUGAAAAGCUGUGGAAAAGAUGGUUUUCACAUCCGUGUGCGGCUCCAUCCCUUUCAUGUCAUCCGCAUCAACAAGAUGCUGUCCUGUGCUGGGGCUGACAGGCUGCAGACCGGGAUGCGAGGUGCCUUUGGGAAGCCGCAGGGGACGGUGGCGAGAGUUCACAUCGGGCAGGUCAUCAUGUCCAUCCGCACGAAGCUUCAGAACAAGGAGCAUGUGAUUGAAGCCCUACGCAGAGCCAAGUUCAAGUUUCCAGGCCGCCAGAAGAUCCACAUCUCCAAGAAGUGGGGCUUUACCAAGUUUAAUGCUGAUGAAUUUGAAGACAAAGUGACUAAGAAGCGCCUGAUUCCUGAUGGUUGUGGAGUUAAAUAUGUCCCUAAUCGUGGCCCCCUGGACAAGUGGCGAGCUCUGCAUUCUUGAAAUUUUUGAGACACUGCCUCCUUUGACCAUGCUGGUCUGAUUUAUGUUCAGCAAUAAAGUCUGUUUUAUGUUCUGUUUUAAAUUCUGAUUUAUGUUCAUCAAUAAAUUCUGGCAAAAAAAUUAGUUAUUGUUAAUACUUUAAAUGUUUUAAAAAUAUCCAAUUUUUUUGACUAUAGACUACUACUAGAGAAAUGUUCAGAAUAAACACUAGAAAGUUUUAACAGUAAUAGUUAAAGUGAGGAUGAAAUGUGUAGGGGAUUAAUAGAGAAAGCUAUGUAAUGCUAAUGCAAACACUUUAACUUGGGCUUCUGGGGAAAUACAUCAAAACUUUUAUUUGUAGUAAAGUCAUAUAUUAUGCAACUUUCUUGAAAUUGAAUAAAAACCCGAGAAAAUCCAAGAUUUGUAGGGAACAAAUGCUGUUUAUAGAAAAUAGACAUUAAAGAUGAAAAUAAUGGCAGACAUUAAUGAUAUUCCAACUAUAGACUCUUUGAAAC